GGGGCGGUGACAAACCUGAGGAGGCUGCUGCUGCUGCUGCUGCCUUGUGCUGGAGCGGCUCCUCUCAGAGCACGUUCAAUGAAUGUGGGGGAGGGAGCACCGAGCCGCAUGCAGGAGCCGGAUAACGGGGAGUCCUGGAGUAUUCAUCCCGCCGGGAGGCUGCUCCGCUUGGGGGAAUGAUUGAUACAGUGUUACUUUCUGUGGCUGGAGCCGUGGACAUGUUCUGAGUAAUGUAUAAGAUCUGUGAUGUCACCCCAGUGGGCCGGGCCUGGGAGCUCCCUUGAAGCAUCAUGUUUCACUAUGAAUGUUAGAACAGAGGAAUUCUAAAGUACAGGACGGAUGAGGAGCGAGCUGCUUCAUUGAUUUCAGAACCACUGGACUACAAAACCUCAAAAAGACGGAUUUCUUUCUUUUUUAUAUUCUCCAGUCCAGGAUACCCAAAUUCUUUUUAGUGGGUAUAGUCUGGUUCAGCACUGGUUGCGGGCAGUCGAUGGUCUACACCAUGUGUCAUGUCAUAGUAACAUGUCGUUCUAUGCUGUGGACCAUCCUGAGUAUUGUCGUCGCCUUUGGAGAACUUAUAGCUUUUAUGAGCGAGGACUGGCUGGUGGGCAAAGCAAAGAGCACGGAUAUCGACAACAGGACUGGCGGUCACCAUGAACCUUACCGGCCAACACUGGGCAUCUACGGACGUUGUAUCAAGGUGCCUAAAGUACAGUACUUCAGGAGGGACGCUCUCUGUGGUCCUUACGCGGAGCAUUUCAGCGAGAUAGCGAGUGGUUUCUGGCAGGCUACCGCUAUCUUCCUUGCCGUGGGGAUAUCCAUCCUCUGUAUCGUUGCUUUUGUCUCCGUCUUUACGAUGUGCGUGCAAAGUGUCAUGAAAAAAAGUAUAUUCAAUGUAUGUGGGCUGCUACAAGGAAUUGCAGGUCUCUUUCUUAUACUCGGCCUCAUCAUAUACCCUGCUGGAUGGGGAUCUCAGAAGGUGGUCAGUUACUGUGGACAUUAUGCCUCUGCCUACAAACUGGGGGAGUGUUCCUUGGGGUGGGCUUUCUACACGGCCAUAGGAGGCACCGUCCUCACCUUCAUCUGCGCCAUCUUUUCUGCACAGGCUGAAAUCGCCACCUCUAGUGACAAAGUUCAGGAAGAAAUAGAAGAAGGAAAGAACCUCAUCUGUUUGCUUUGAUGGCCAAUCAGCCUUCAUCAAACACUUUAGAGACUUUAUAAAGGGAUGAUCAUGUUUACAUGGCCCGCUUCUUGCAUGAAUGGAUGAUAAACAUUCAUGGUUCGUCAUGCUCCGGCUUUUUCUUUGUCCAUCAAGUGGAAAGGGGUCCUAAACCAGGAGAUGGGACCAGAGGUGUGAUUGUAGUGCUCGGCACAUGGAAACGAAGUGCAAAGAUUUGUGUACAGUACUUGCCAAUGUUCUGAUCCUUCAGCUUUUGAAAAGUCACUUUAAAACUGUAUUUUCUCCUUUGCAUAUCGGAAAGCUAACCAUGUAUUUUUGGACAUAAUAGGAUUUUUUUUUAAUGAUUUAGUUUUUCUGAUUUGAAGCCACUGCUUGUUGUGUGCCACUAAUCUUAGCGAUUGUAAAACUGGAAACAUUUUACUUUUCUCAUGUGGUUCUUUUUGUGGUGCAAACGAAUGUUUAGAUACAUUAUAUGAUUAAUAUUUUUAGGUAUGGAGAGAACCACUGCAUUAACAAUGGGAAAUACUUUGAAUACAGCCAUUUAAAUAGACUUUUGAAGGGGUCUUACAAAUCCAGGUAUUUAUAACACCCUAAUCCUUCACUGCCUUGUGGGGGCUGAGCCACUUCAGUGAGUAUCACUCUAUCAGUUGGUGCAUAUUAAGGUAUUGAUAGAUCCUUUACUGUACCUAGGCAGAAUUAACCAUUUUGUUCAUCCAAGUUGUCUUAAAAUUAUAGCCGUGUGGUCGGGGGUUGCAUUCAGAGCCUCCACUGGACAUGCUGUCAUUGUUGGCAACUUGCCAUCAAAAUGCCGGACUCUUUGAUGGGACCUCAAUGGAUGUCUACAUUUGGGUCUGUAGGAUACUUUAAGGAACCAUUGUGUCACAACCAUAGCUUUAGUAAAUUAGCCAUAUUGUGCUGCAGGGAACUCGCACAAAUUCUGCUCUGUAGCUUUAGCCUUAAAAAAAACACUUUUAGACUCCAUUGAAUGUACUAACAUUAUAUGUGCACACAAUGUAAGCUCUACAAACAGCACAGAGUUGACCCAUGGCAACAGCAAGUAAUGGACUAACUAUUAUGACUGUAUAGAGUUAUGUGGUUCAUUUGUUUGGGAGUCCUAAAAGCACACUUUAUAAGUUUCAGUUAAGCAGGGACCAAAUACUUGGUGCUUUAUAUUUCCUAUACCUGCCCAUUUUUUAUACCAGAUUUUGCUUACAAGUGAUGCCUCGGCUCAGUAUGUCUUGCUAGAAAGUCUACAAAACUAAGAUUGUGGUGCCAGUCAUAGUGCUCAACAUCAAAGCUUUAGACUUCAUCAACCUUUUUUUUUUUCCAGCUGUAAAACCACAAUUCCCAUCAUGCCCUGACAGUCUUCAGCUUUUAUGGCAUCAUGGGGGUUGUAGUUUUGCUACAUCUGGAGAGCGAUAGGUUGGGGAAGACUGCUGUAGACCAUUGCACAUAGUGACCUAUCAUCUGUCAUAAGAGUUCAAUAUAAUCACUAUGCCAUUACUUUGACUAGGACUUAUUAAUGUACUUAUGGGUAUUGUUUGUUGUGGUUUUAAGUGCUAUUAUUACAUAGUAGUAUUUGGAAAUGCACUAUACCGCCUAAGCUACACAUCCAUUCCUCCGCCAUAUACACAGUAGACAAUAUGGUGGUUUCCCAAUUAGGAAGUUCUUAGAAUUUUAAGUGUUCUUACUUGAUAAUGAAGUUCUCUACUAUAUCAUAUUUAUUAUGUUAAGCAAAAACAAAAAAAGGGCAAAUCUUUCUAAAGAUUCACUCAACUCUAGAUGGAAGGUAAACAAGGAAUGUUUAGGGAUUUGCUGUCCGUUUUCCCUAGUAAUAGGCAACUGGUCAUAUUGUCAUUUAUUUCCCUAUGGGAAUGUAUUGGAAAUGUAUUACUUGCCUUCUCUAAAGAUCCAGGCACAUCCAUCUUAGAAAUUUUUCCAAGCUGUCAAGGUUGAAGAAUAGGCCAGAGCACCUAGCCAUAUAAACAGUUUUGUAGUAUAUAGGGCAGUGAUUCACAACCAUUUUUCCAUCCUGAGGAACCUUAACUAUCAAGUCCACAUUGGACACCUCACUUCUUAUACUCCUUCCGAUACAAACAUAUAACAAAGUGUAUAUUAAUGUCCAUUGCCCUAAUGUAUCUCAGCAUGAUCCGAGAAAGUCAGUCGGAGGGCAUAGAAAGCAUAAAAUAGCUUUGUUUUGUCCACCCCAUGCCAAGCAUCAAUGAGUUGAAGGUCAACCCACCAUUUCCUGCAUUGAGAGAUUCUACCAACAUGUGGUUGGAAAAUACUGAUUCUCUGCAUUAUAAAGCAUAUAAAAAUAAUAAUUUUCUGAAUUUCAUGAGACCUUUCUACUAUGCAUACUUUCUGCCAUAAUUCAGGAGAUUGUUAACAAUAUCCAAUCUUUGUCCUCAGUGGUUCCCUUUACCAUUAAAACUGAUGCACACGCAACUAACCUAAUGUUAAAAAACAUGAUAUACAAACUGACCUAUGAAUUAUGGCAGACCAUGGGUUACAAAGCAUUACUUACACUAUAAUCUGGUAUGUGCCAACUCUAGUAAAUGUUUAUCUAGCCAAGUUUUGUGGCUGUUCUUCAUUAUUCAGUAUUGCUACAAGCCAAAGGACAACUAAGACAUCAUGUACAUGGGAAUAAUUCAAUAAUAGGCCAUCUGAUGGGCCAGGCCACCAUUUUUUUUCUAUUUAAAGUAUGUCGGAUAUGAAAUACUGGUAUACAGUAUAGCCCCAUAGACUUAUGUGGAUGCCUAUUGCAGCUUUAUACAACUUAGAGGUUGCACAGAGUUCAGCUCUUCUAUGGAGCGUUCUUGGUGGCUUUACUUUACUUUCAGUAGGGUCCAUGUAUAACACCAUACAGGCUAACAUAAUAUGGAGCUCAUGUAUAAGAUUUCCAAAGUCUCAAAUGUGUUUUACUUGCAUCAUAAAACAUGGCCAUCAAGCGCCAACGCUUCCGAUGUUACAUAUUGCACAUCAUCUCGAGAUCAUACUAUUCACCCAAACUUUUGUCACAUUUGGAAGAGUAUGAUGUGAGGGAUCAAACAAAUAAAAUGCCUUGUUUUAUAUAUUGUGAAACUUUAUCAGAAUGCCUGUGGUCUGGUAAAUCUGUGUACACAAGCCAUAUUGUAUUGUCUCGUGCCAUAAGAUUUCUUGUUUUUACUAAUCUGUAGCAUAUUUAAAGUGGAUCUGUCAACUGGAAAACAGGGGUGUAAAUAAGCACAUGGAGACAUAGGGCUACUUAUCAUGAAUCGGGGCAUACCUGAGCCAUAGGCUUACUUAUACCAGUUUCCCUGCUGACAGGUCCGAUAAAAAAUAAAAAAAAGUGCAAUACAAUGCGAAGUAUUAAUUAUGAAGUGGUGGGUUUUAAUGUUUACCUGUGGCCAAGGUAUAGUAGAGGCCUUCAUAUUGUGCGAUUAAAUAGUGCACGUGGUUCCAGGUUGGGUUAUCAUAUUUUAUUAUAUUGAUAGUAUAUCCAAAUGAAUAUCGAUGCACCCCGCACCCAUGCUGCCUUCCCUGCACCUCGGCCACGGGUUCUCUAACACUCCGAAGAAGCUUAAUACAAACUUUUGUACAUACUCAAUUUUAUGAAAUUCCACAACCAAAAUGUUAUGCUUUUGAUACUGUGAGUUUGGGGUCUUUGGAAAUAAGCAAAAUGAGACUCUUACAAUAGAAAAUAAUAAAUAAAUAAAAAAUAG
Hyla sarda is the source of this 4884-nucleotide messenger RNA. RefSeq names its product LHFPL tetraspan subfamily member 2 (gene LHFPL2). Bases 491 to 1180 code for a protein of 229 amino acids. Gene Ontology annotation, cellular component: membrane. The transcript has 4 exons. The record is from RefSeq and is a predicted model, not a curated record. NCBI's taxonomy places the organism in Eukaryota, Metazoa, Chordata, Amphibia, Anura, Hylidae.